AUGCGCGGAGUAGACUGUGCGGCCGACGUGGUCGGCGACCCGUCGGGAAGAUCGGCCAUGCGGCAAAAUGCUGGAAGGAUGUGCUACGCCUCGGCGAAAGGCGAAGCAAAGUCGGCCGGUCAAGCGGCGGUGGUGAGUGCCGUCAAUGGUGUUUUGAUGUGGCUCAGAGCGGCGCUUAUGCGAAACAGAGGCCGAAGUCUGAAGCUGUUUGUUGAGAGGUGCGGAGAGGCGCGAUUUGGACGAGUCCUGGGUUUUAUUCUGGGGGAUUUUAUUCUGGGAAUUUUGGUUGCUUCGAAAAGUGGUAUGGCGAAUGGAUGGAAGGAACGACGCGGCGGCAUGUGCCCACCGAGGUCGCUGGGAGGUUCAGUGCGCCUGCUCUUUCCGGUGUCGCAAAAGCGCUGCCGCCAUGUAAAUGGCAAGAGACAAGAGACGGGUGCGGAUUGA
This is a messenger RNA of Sporothrix schenckii 1099-18, 444 nucleotides long. RefSeq lists its product as uncharacterized. The record is from RefSeq and is a predicted model, not a curated record. The transcript is spliced from 2 exons. The coding region runs from base 1 to 444 and encodes 147 amino acids. Lineage: Eukaryota; Fungi; Ascomycota; Sordariomycetes; Ophiostomatales; Ophiostomataceae.